UCUCACUCCAUCGACCAACUGGAACAGCGUCUCCUCUAACACAUCAACGCCGGUGCUCGUAACCGUGGCGAUCUGCGGUCUGUCAUAGCGACGGGGUUCCUCUGUCACACCUGGUGAGUUCAGGUCAUCACAAGACCACCAGUCAGAGAUCUGUCCCUGCAGGAAGACACAGACCUUCAUCUCCAUCCUGCACUGAAGAGACCGAUCACCAUGACAGCUCUCGUUGUUCUGCUUUUGUUGCUGCUGAACGUGGAGUUCAGCUUCUCGUGUGACGCAGAAGGACGAGUUCUGAUCUGCAGGAACGUCCCUGCACAUUUCAGUCCGGGUUAUUCGACCCUGGCGAUGUACGUGAGUGACGUUGGGGAGAUCAACUCCACCGUGUUCCACAGUGACAACCUGACCUCUGUAACCAGGCUCAGGAUGGACAACGCCGGCGUCACAGCCGUCGCUGAAGGGGCCUUCGGUUCCUUCCUGAACCUGACGAGCGUCAGUCUGACGAGGAACAUGUUGACCCAUGUGACCUGGAGGUGGUUCGGCCGCCCUGAUGUCCUCACAGAGCUCAGCCUGACAGAAAACCACAUCCGAGCCCUGAACGAGUCCCAGCUGAGCGGCCUCGUCAGCCUCACGGAGCUCAGACUGAACAAGAACAGAAUCACAACCCUGGGUCCGAACAGUUUCCUCUCGCAGGUCGACCUGACGGAGUUGGACCUGUCGGAGAACAGGAUGACUCGGCUCUCGCCGCAGCUGCUCAGGUCGCUCAGGUCCACCAGGGUCGGCCUGGACAGGAACCCCUGGGACUGUUCCUGUGGAGCUGAGGACUUUGUGGUUCUCCUCAAAGAUCUUCAGAGCAGAUCUCAGCUGGACAGACACAUGGAGGUCACCUGCCAGACGCCUCCCGCCCUGAGGGGUCAGCCGGUGUGGAACGUGACGGUGUGCAUGACGUCACCGGAGCCAGGAUCAACGUCAGAGUCACAAUCUGUUCACACAAAACCCACUGACAGGCCGACAUCCUCAAAACCCACUGACGGGCCGACAUCCUCAAAACCCACUGACGGGCCGACUUCCUCCGCAAAACCUUUGACAACUGCAUCACAGUCAACAUCAGAGACGGAGACGUCCACUGAUGCCUCCGCUUUGAAAACGUCUCAGUCUGCAACACAUGUGACGUCAGCAUCAUCAGAGACGGAGCCGUCUGUCACGUCACACUCUGGAGGAACUGAAAAAUGUGCGACUUCAGAAUCAUCAUCCAACACAAAUACAGUGUGUUCGCUCAUCUUUGUGAUAGCGUUCCUGUGUGUGCCGCUGUGUGUGCUGUGUUUCCUGACGGUGCAGCUCCGGAGGAAACGCAGCAACAAAGCUGUGACGCCCGAUCGUCCGAGAGAAGAGAGAAGCGAGUUGGAAGCAGAGAGAAGAUCGAGUCACAAUGGAUCUGCAGGACGCUCUGAGAACACAGACCCAGAGGAGGCCUGGAGGAGGCCGCGCACUGGAGUCAGAGCUAAGUCGGCUAAUGCUAUUCUCUUCAUCGCUCCUUUUGGUGUGUGCGGGAAAAAUCAAGUGACUGCACAAAAUGACUCGGAGGCUCAGUCACAAGACGCAAAGACGAAAGUGGAAAAUGAAGCGGAAGCAACGAGAGGAAAUCAGGCAGAAAACACAAGUGAGAAAAAUGAGAAACAACCUGAUGACGGCAACGAGAUGGAGGAAAACUCUCAGUGUGUUUCUGUCGGUGCUGACGCUCUUCCUUAUCUGAGCAUCAGCACCGAUCAGAACCAAGCCAGUCCUGAGAAUCUCAACCAAAGGUCCACCGACAGGUCAGGUCAAAGGUCACAGAUGGGAAAAGUGAUGGGGAGGGUUUCCACCUGGCCUCCGACUGCAGUUCAGUGGCAGGAAAGAUGUCAAAUGAAGGAGGAGGGAAAUGAGACUGAAGUGAAGAAGACUGGAAACAAAGUGGAGCAUCCCUCUAUUUCUGACAAGAAGGAAGAAGAAAUGGAGCAAAAUGAAAUGAAAGAUUUUAGAACUCAGGUCCACACGGACUUCAAGAGAGAGGACCCGGCCUCAGCGAGACGGACGAGUCAUAAAACCCCAAGUCAAGACGCCAAAUCUGCAGGAAAUCCUGCGCUCAAGGUCUCCAGCCAAUCAGAGCAGAGGAAAGAAUCAAAACAAGCUGCGGGGGCGGAAAACAGAAGCACCGGCUCAAAGGCUCCCCCUGGUGGAGCCUCGCCAGAUGACGAAACGCUGCUGCAUGGCAACGAGUACGCCUUCAUGGACCUGCUGCACGAGGUCGCCCAGAACAACGGCCGCUGGACGCGAGAGAGGUGGAGACAGAUACAUGUCAACAAGCAGCGGCGUUAGAAAAGAGUUUUUUUGUGAAUUAUAUAGUUUUGGAGUUUUAACCCCAGAAUUCUUUAAAUUAAAUCAAAUUAAUCUGCACUUAAAUUCAGUCAUUCACUUUCUUGGUAAGAAUUGAAUGAACACAUGAAUAUGAUUUUAAUGAGAGUCCAUUAAAUCCACAGAUUAACAACAGAUCAAAUGAAUAUUUACCAUCGACUUCAGAUAAAUUCAAGUUACAAGAAUAAUAAUUAAACAAAACACUAGAAUCUGACUGAUACUGGAUUUUAGCCCGAUACUGAUGUUGAUAUGAGCUCAAACUAAUCGAUAACGACAUAUUUCACAAUUAUUAGGUUUAAUUCUCAACAGUAUUUCUGUUAAGUUUGUUGAAUUGCUGUGUGUGUGUUGGGCCACACUCGUGUCUGUAAACUACACAAGAGCCGACGGCCAGGAGACUGUUAGCUUAGCUUAGAAGGAAAACAGCUAGCUUGAUUUCAGAAUCUUCC
Paralichthys olivaceus (Japanese flounder) is the source of this 2831-nucleotide messenger RNA. RefSeq lists its product as uncharacterized. Lineage: Eukaryota; Metazoa; Chordata; Actinopteri; Pleuronectiformes; Paralichthyidae. Gene Ontology annotation, cellular component: extracellular matrix. The record is from RefSeq and is a predicted model, not a curated record. Gene Ontology annotation, molecular function: protein binding.